AUGCAUUUGAUGUACACUUUGGGCCCUGAUGGCAAGCGUGUGUACACGCUAAAGAAGCUGACCGAGGAGGGCGAAAUCACCAAGUCUGCGCACCCUGCCAGAUUUUCUCCCGACGACAAGUACUCCAGACAGAGAGUGACGUUGAAAAAGAGAUUCGGCAUGAUCCCCAACUGA
Messenger RNA from Lachancea meyersii CBS 8951, 174 nucleotides. The record is from the annotation of a GenBank genome assembly. NCBI's taxonomy places the organism in Eukaryota, Fungi, Ascomycota, Saccharomycetes, Saccharomycetales, Saccharomycetaceae.